AUGACCAAUGCCUCAACGAGACAAGACCCAUCGAUCGAUGUACCGGAAACACAUCUCCCGGUAGACCACCAAGUGUCUAAAUCCUGCUCAAGCUAUUUGCCUACCAGCGCGAAGGCCGUACUGCUGAUCACCGCCGUGGAAGAUGCCUUUGACCAGCCUGGCCAACCUCAUUCCUGCCGCGUCCCCCUUGUUAGCGGCUCCCAAGUGAAUUUUGUAACGGAGGAAAUGGCCAACUGCUUGGGUAUCAAGAAGCAGCGAGCAAAUGUUCCUAUCACUGGCAUCAACGAGUUGCGAAGCCACGCUCGCGACAAGGUGUUGGUAAAGGUCCGAUCCAAAGUGACUAAGUUCUACUGCAGUCUCGAGUGUCUGGUGACACCAAAGGUGCCUGGAAAAAUCCCAACCAGCAAAAUAGACGUCAAUGGAUGGCGUAUUCCAGAAGGAGUAGUGCUAGCCGAUCCAGCGUUCCACACACCGGAUAAGGUGGACAUGCUGAUCGGUGGAGAAUUGUUUUUCGACAUCCUGAAGCCAAGACAUCUAAGCCUGUCCGACAAGUUACCGCAGCUGCGAGAAACCCACCUGGGAUGGAUCGUAGCAGGUGUCAUCAAGGAGCCAUACGUUUCCAACACGUCGAUACAGCACUCCAAUGUGGCAACCAUAGAAAAGAUUGAAUCCGAAAUGCAACGUUUCUGGCAAAUCGAGGAGCUGCCAAAUAUUCCUAAACUAUCCAGGGAAGAAGUAGCCUGUGAAUCCCACUUCCUCUCAACCUACAAACGUAAUUCGACUGGCAGAUUCGUAGUGCAACAGCCGUUUAAACCAACCGUCACUCAACUGGACGACUGCCGAGACUUGAAAAGGUUUCUGAUGCUAGAAAAAAGAUUACUGCGCAAUCCAUCUCUCCAGGCGCAGUACGCCAGUUUCAUCAGAGAGUACGAAGAACUCACUGCCAUCAACUCAAGCACAAAAUGUCGGGUGGUAUUUGAUGCCAGCGCUAAAUCUUGUCCAUCCAACCUGUCUCUCAAUGACGUUCUCUUCGUCGGUCCGGUGGUGCAAAGCGAAUUAUUCUCUAUAAUGCUUCGUUUCCGCACUCAUAAGAUUGCAUUCACGGCGGACAUCUCCAAAAUGUAUCGACAGAUCCUGAUGACUCCAGAGCACCAACACUAUCAGCGAAUAUUUUGGCGAGAGCAAGUAUCAGAUCCGUUGCGAGUACUGGAACUUGACACCGUUACGUACGGUACUGCAUCGGCCCCGUACCAAGCUACGCGAUGCCUCGCUCAACUGGCCGAGGAAGAAAGAGAUGAAAACCCAAUUGCAACUCGAAUAAUCACGCGCGAGGUAUACAUGGACGACAUGCUUUCUGGUGCCGAGACGGUAGUUCUAUUUUAG
Molecule: messenger RNA, 1383 nt
Organism: Armigeres subalbatus
Lineage: Eukaryota; Metazoa; Arthropoda; Insecta; Diptera; Culicidae
Exons: 2
Coding region: 1-1383 (460 amino acids)
Source: RefSeq, a predicted model, not a curated record